Messenger RNA from Lepus europaeus (European hare), 1776 nucleotides. RefSeq names its product negative regulator of P-body association (gene NBDY). NCBI's taxonomy places the organism in Eukaryota, Metazoa, Chordata, Mammalia, Lagomorpha, Leporidae. The record is from RefSeq and is a predicted model, not a curated record. The coding region runs from base 99 to 305 and encodes 68 amino acids. The transcript has 5 exons.
GAAGCUCUGUGCCCGGAGGGGACCCGCCGCCAUCUCAGGUCUCUCGGCUUUGCCAGGGCUAACUGGAGAAAGCUGACGCCCCGGGUCCGGUAAUCCUUAUGGGGGACCAGCCUUGUGCCUCCGGGAGGUCCACGCUCCCACCUGGAAAUACGCGGGAAGCCAAGCCUCCAAAAAAGCGCUGUCUCCUAGCUCCGCGCUGGGAUUAUCCGGAAGGAACUCCAAACGGAGGUAGUACCACUCUCCCCUCCGCACCUCCUCCUGCAUCAGCCGGCCUGAAGUCGCAUCCUCCUCCUCCGGAGAAGUAGGGGAAUCUAUUUCUCCCACCCCAAACCAGGUAUUCAGGAAGCAUGGAGGAUGGACCAAGUCACUGCCUGGUAGUAAUCAUGAGCCAUCAAAAGAGGAAGGGGGAACUUUGGGUGGGCCUUAAAGGUCUAAAGGGAUUGCAUUAUGACUCCAUUUCCUUGGUGCAUUCGUAAAAUAGUUCACCUGGUGAAGACAGUGAAGAUUAUUUACAAUGCUACCCUGCUUUUUCUGAUGUUCUGCACCUGGAAGUUGUGAAAUUUAAGAGACAUGUAACUAACUGCCUGCUGACCCUUUCUCUGUGAUGCCUUAUCAGCACUGCAAACUGAACACAGCCAAAACUGGAAUCUUUAUAUCAUCACCAGCAAUACCACAAACCUGUUUUUAUUCUUUAUUAUGAUGUAAUCAGCGUGACUUUACCUCCUGAAUUUGGAUGAAAUCUAGGACAUGGGCAAGAUCAACUUGUAGACUUCUAAGACCGAAGGUCAUGGCCUGAAUCAUGAUGAACUCACUAAAGCAAAUAUUGCCCAUGAGAUGGUCCUGCACGCAGCCAACCAGUGCUCUCUGUUGGUGAUAUUCUAAUCCUUGCUGCAUAACUUUAAAUUGCCAUAAAUUCAUUAAGAUCCCAAUAAAUUUUGUCUCUCAUUGUUGUGUUAAAUCUGUAUUACUACUGUCUAGUAAACCAUACUUCACAAGAACUCCAAAUAUAAAAUAUAACUAAAAUUAGUGUCAAAAUACAACUUUAUUUCUACAAAUGGAUAUCUACUUAUUCAUUAGCAUGUGACAACACCAGGAAAUAAGAUGAAGGGUAAAAUCAGAAAAUGAAUCAAGAUCCCAGAACAGUUUCUUCAUUUUACUGUCUUUUUAUUUAUUUAUUUUUUGCUGGUAUCUGUAUCCUACCACACUAGCUUCCAUCAUGCCAUGCUCUUCUACAUCUUAACUAUUUCCCUGGUCAAUAUGGUUGCUGUGCUUGAUUUUUAUGAAUGUUUUACUUUGAUAUAAGACUUUUUAAAUUAGGAUAAAAAAAUAGAAACAGAACAUGAAAAUUUUUGUUAGCAACUUUAUACAUUUAAAAUUAUUUAUUUAGUUAUUUGAGAGAGAUAGAGAGAGGAGCAAGAAAGAGUGCUCACAUCUACUGGUUCACUUCCCAAAUAUCCACAAUAGCUAGGGCUGGACUGGAGCCAAAUCUGGGAGUUGGAAAUUAGGUGCAGGUCACCCAUAUGAGUGUCAGGAAACCAAUUACUUGAGCCAUUACUGCUGUCUCCCAGGGUCUACAUUAGCAGGAAACUGAAGUCAAGAGUCAGAGCGAUGUAUCAAACCCAGGCAUUAUGAUAUGGGAUGAAAUUGUCUUAACUACUAAGUCAAAUGCCCACCUAAAGUAGAUCUCAAUAUUUCACACAGUUAUGAAUUGAUUAUAAAUUAGAGAUUUGUAGGAAAAUGGUCUAGAAACUAUAAUAACUGUCUUCUAGGGUUGUA